AAAUUCAUUAGGGUUUAUCGGUGGGGUCUGAGUAACUGUUUCGCGAGGAGAGUAACGACUCCAUGAUUCAGAGCAAAUACUCGAUUACUGAGCGGCAGCCGGCUCAUCUUCUCGAAGAAUCGAACAAGUCAUUUGCUUGCAUUGCCUCUAUCAUCUUAUUGAACCUUGGAUGAUUUCAUUUCCUCGAUUUUAAAUCAGAUAAGAUCUGUUUCUUCUUCGAAGGUAACUGCAGCUUCGUCAUCAUGUAUUCGUUGAUUCUCCAUGGAAGAAGGUUGAUUGAGUUUCAGAAAUGGCAUCCUUGGCCAAAUGUAUUGUCUAGUCUUUCCAACACCUUCUCCUCCGCUUCUCCCGCUUCUGAUGAUCAAAAAGGUAACACCUUUACCGUCGCUUACCUCGUAGAUUCUUUAGGUUUCACCACCAAACUCGCUGAAUCAAUCUGGAAGAAAGUCACCUCAGAGGCCAACAAGGGAGACCCAGACUCCGUUCUCAAUCUUCUCAAGAGCCACGGCUUCAGAGACUCUCACAUCUCAACCAUCAUCACAAACUACCCACGACUCCUCGUACUAGACGCUGAGAAAUCACUUUCUCCAAAUCUCAGCUUUCUCCACUCCAGAGGAGCUCCGACCUCCGAGAUCACUGAGAUCCUCUCGAAAGUCCCUAAAAUCUUGGGGAUGAAAGGGGACAAAGCAGUCGGGAGAUACUACGAUUUCGUCAAAGACAUCAUCGAAGCCGACAAGAGUUCCAACUACAAAAUGUCGUGUCUUUCUCCGCUGCCGGAGGGUUCUAGGCAGGAUAAUAUCAUCAGGAACGUGUUGGUUCUGAGACGACUGGGGGUACCUCAGAAGCUGCUCUUCUCCUUGCUCGUCUCGUGUUCCCAUAUUGUUAGUGGGAAAGAGAGAUUCGAAGAAUCGCUCAAGAAGGUUGUUGAGAUGGGUUUCGAUCCGAGGACCUCGAGGUUUGUGGAAGCUCUACGCAUUGUUUACCAGAUUAGCGACAAGACGAUAGAAGACAAGGUUAAUCUCUACGAAAGGUUGGGUUUUGCUAUGGAAGACGUGUGGGAGAUGUUCAAGAAGUAUCCGUUUCUGCUGGCGAUCUCUGAGAAGAAUAUUUUUAAAUCGUUUGAGACGUUUAUGCGGCUAGCGUUCACCAGAGAUGAGUUUGUGAGGAUGGUCAAGCACUGUCCUCAGACUCUUGGGUUGUCUUCGGAGUUGGUGAAGAAGAAGACCGAGUUUCUGGUGAACAACAUGAUAUGGACAAGAGAGGAUGUGGUUGCAAACCCUGCGGCGUUUGGAUACAGUUUGGAGAAGAGGAUUGUCCCAAGGGCUAAUGUGAUCAAAGCUCUCAUGUUGAAAGGAAGUGGUAUCCCUUCAGUUGGGUAUGUUUUGGUUUGUACAGACGAAGUUUUCUUAAACAGGUAUGUGAGGAAGCACGAGGACAAGGAGCUUGUAGCUGAAUUGAUGGCUAUCUUCACCGGAGAGUAGUACCGCAUAGAUCAUAAAGCCUGUCUAGGAUUUUGCUUCCGUUUACGAUUGGAAAAAAACACACUCAACAUUGGACUUGUGUAAUCUCGAUUUGAUCUGUACCCCUUCUCUCUACAUCCUUAAAAUUUUAAUUUUGUUCUCUC
Raphanus sativus (radish) is the source of this 1624-nucleotide messenger RNA. Its product is annotated as transcription termination factor MTERF4, chloroplastic-like. The record is from RefSeq and is a predicted model, not a curated record. Gene Ontology annotation, molecular function: double-stranded DNA binding. Gene Ontology annotation, cellular component: chloroplast. Lineage: Eukaryota; Viridiplantae; Streptophyta; Magnoliopsida; Brassicales; Brassicaceae. The transcript has a single exon. Gene Ontology annotation, biological process: regulation of DNA-templated transcription; chloroplast organization. The coding region runs from base 243 to 1481 and encodes 412 amino acids.